This is a messenger RNA of Ipomoea triloba (trilobed morning glory), 1405 nucleotides long. Its product is annotated as DExH-box ATP-dependent RNA helicase DExH5, mitochondrial-like. The transcript is spliced from 9 exons. The record is from RefSeq and is a predicted model, not a curated record. Gene Ontology annotation, molecular function: RNA binding. Lineage: Eukaryota; Viridiplantae; Streptophyta; Magnoliopsida; Solanales; Convolvulaceae. The coding region runs from base 98 to 1405 and encodes 435 amino acids. Gene Ontology annotation, cellular component: intracellular anatomical structure; nucleus.
AACACUGUAACUUAUUCCCUUGUGAUUUUUUUACCAACAGAAACUCAUAUUUGAGAGGCCACCUCAAAAUGUUCGGAAAAUUGUACUUGCUACAAAUAUGGCUGAGGCGAGUAUUACUAUUAAUGAUGUAGUGUUCGUAGUCGAUUGUGGAAAAGCAAAGGAGACAACUUAUGAUGCACUCAAUAAUACACCUUGUUUGCUACCUUCGUGGAUAUCACAAGCCUCUGCUAGACAGAGAAGGGGUAGGGCUGGUCGUGUGCAGUCAGGCGAGUGCUACCACUUGUACCCACAAUGUGUUUAUGAAGCUUUUGCAGAGUAUCAAUUACCUGAACUUCUAAGAACUCCUCUCAAUUCUCUUUGCCUGCAAAUAAAGAGUUUGCAAGUUGGAAGUAUUGCAGAAUUUCUAUCUGCAGCUCUUCAACCACCAGAACCAUUGGCUGUACAAAAUGCUAUUGGAUUUUUGAAGAUGAUUGGUGCAUUAGAUGAACAUGAGAAUCUUACGUAUCUGGGUAAAUAUCUAUCGGUUCUUCCUGUGGAUCCUAAGCUUGGGAAAAUGCUAGUUAUGGGUGCUAUUUUCCGUUGCUUUGAUCCCAUUUUGACCAUUGUUGCUGGUCUUAGUGUCAGGGAUCCUUUUCUUUUGCCUCAGGAUAAGAAGGAUUUAGCAGGGACAGCAAAGUCCAGAUUCUCAGCAAAGGACUAUAGUGACCACAUGGCUCUUGUCCGUGCCUAUGAAGGAUGGAAGGAUGCUGAAAGAGAAGGAUCUGCGUAUGAGUAUUGUUGGAGAAACUUCCUUUCCGCUCAAACUCUUCAAGCUAUUCAUUCCCUUCGCAAGCAGUUCUCCUUCAUCUUAAAAGAUGCUGGAUUGCUUGAAGCAGACAAUGCAACUAAUAACAAGCUAAGUCACAAUCAAUCAUUUGUCCGUGCUGUCAUAUGCUCUGGUUUAUAUCCUGGAAUUACUUCUGUAGUGCACAGAGAGACCUCAAUGUCUUUCAAGACAAUGGGUGAUGGUCAAGUUUUGCUAUAUGCAAAUUCUGUGAAUGCACGCUAUCAAACAAUUCCAUACCCUUGGUUGGUGUUCGGUGAAAAGGUGAAGGUCAAUACUGUCUUCAUACGCGAUUCUACUGGAGUAUCUGAUUCAAUUUUAAUCCUUUUUGGGGGUAAUCUUGGCAAUGGUGCUACGGCUGGGCAUUUGAAAAUGUUGGAUGGUUAUCUAGAAUUCUUCAUGGAUCCCAGUUUGGCCGAGUGUUACAUGAACCUCAAAGAGCAGCUUGAUGAGCUUGUGCAAAAGAAGUUAAAUGAGUUUCACAUUAGCUUUACUUACUCUCGUNUACUUGAUGCAAAUAUAGCCUAUGACUUGUGUGCAUUUCAUGUUCAUCUUUCCUUCUUCGUCUCUCUCUCUCUUUAA